AUGCAGUUUUUGCCAAAAAACUAUGGAAACUUUGACCUCGUCAAGCAACACAAACUAGAUUUCACCGAUGUCGCCGUUUCCAAAUGGCAAAGUCGCGUAACGGGCCUCACCGUCAUUCACUUGGAUUACGAAGCGCCAAUAAUCAACGGCUACUUCGUGGUGCCAACUGAAAUUUUUGACGACUCGGGGUGCCCACACACGCUGGAACACCUUGUCUUUAUGGGAUCUGAAAAGUAUCCCUACAAAGGGAUCCUAGAUCUCUUCGCCAACCGAGGCUUUUCGAAUGGAACCAAUGCAUGGACGGACACCGACCACACCGCCUACACCGUAUCCACUGCUGGAGAGCAGGGAUUCCUCCAGCUGCUUCCCAUCUACCUCGAUCAUAUUCUAUAUCCAACUAUCACUGAUGCGGGGUUUGUAACUGAGGUACACCACAUCAACGGCAAAGGCGAAGACUCUGGCGUGGUCUACAGCGAAAUGCAAGGUCGUGAAAAUACCCCAGGGGACUUGAUGGCUCUCAAGUUGCAACGGUUGUUGCAUCCAUUAGGGAGUGCCUACCGUAGCGAAACAGGCGGCCUGAUGGAGGCCCUGCGUGUCCUCACACCACAGCAAAUACGAGAUUACCACUCCACGUAUUACGUCCCCCACAAUCUCGCCCUCGUCGUUGGCGGCAAAUUCUCGAAGGGAACGGAAUCUUUGUUGCGGGUUGUCCAAAAUGAGAUUGAGCCCACGCUCAUUAAACACGGCCAAGACAAGGGUCCACGACCAACCGGGUGGAAGAGGCCGUUCGUUGAAACCGACAGCGCCAAACGGUUGCCUAUCGAGAAGGAUACCCUUGAGGUCGUGGAAUUCCCUGAGAAGGAUGAAACUUCCCAGGUCCUCCCUCAAAUCAUUUCCUCGAACGCAAGGCGAGCUUUGGACAUGCUGAGCAUCUAUCUCACCUCCUCGCCGGUGGCACCUUUGAACAAAGAGUUCAUCGAAAUCGAGUCUCCUCUCUGCUCAUAUAUCUACUUUGGCGAAGACGUAAGGGCCACUCGGAACGAUUUGCCCGUCUAUAUCGGCUCGGUCCCUACGGAAGAACUUCACGAUUUUCCCAAGAAACUUAAGGCCACCUUGCAACGGAUCGUCGAGAAGGAUGGUAUCGAUAUGGAGAGGAUGCAGGUAGUAAUCAAUCGCGACGAGCGACAGCUCAGGAGCAAAUUGGAAUCUGCUAAAGGCGACACUUUCUCUGGUACAAUCAUCAGCGAUGUCCUCUAUGGGAAAACAGACGGGUCGGAAUUGGGACCCUCGAUGGACGAAAUCAACUAUUACCAACAACUUCGCCAAUGGACAGCCGAGCAAUGGAAAGCUCUUCUCCAAAAGUACUACAUCGAUCCCCCAUCCGUCGUCGUCGUUGGCAGGCCUUCGGGCACGCUUGCUGAGAAGCUGGAAAAGGAUGAAAUCAAGCGCAUUGAGGAGCAAGUUGCCAGACUUGGCCCAGAAGGCCUGAAGAAGGCAGAAGCUGAGCUGGAGGCCGCCAAGGCUGAACACGACAGACCUAUCCCCGACGAUAUCCUCACUUCGUUCCCUGUUCCUGACGUCAAGGGCAUCUCUUGGAUCCCAGUCAGUACCCUGCAGCAACCGGGACAGGGUCGUCAGCCUGGCAAAUACGUUCAGCAGUCACCCGAGUUGUCCAAGCACAUCGACUCUGACGGCCAACUACUUCCGUUCUUCGUGGAGUAUGACCAUGUUGAGUCCGAUUUCACCACUAUCAACGCAUUCCUAUCCUUGAAAAAUGUUCCGGACCAUCUGCGACCACUCAUGUCCACUUACCUCUCGUCAUUUUUCUCCCUCCCGGUUACACGCUCCUCCGGAGAGCGCUUGUCGCAUGAAGAGGUAGUCAAUAGACUCGAAGACGAGACAGUGUCAUAUGAAGCCGCUGCCGGUCUCUCUGGAUCGUUCACCGAUCUCUUCCGUGUGAGCAUAAAGGUCGAAAAGGCCAAAUACGAAAUGGCGGUCUCCUGGCUGAACGACUUGUUGUACAAUGCUGAAUUCGACAAGGAUCGAUUGGCUGUAGUUGCUGCCAAAAUCCAGCAAUCCCUUCCGGAGCUUAAGCGAGAUGGCAACACCGUUCUGAAUUCGCUAUGGAGCGACUUGAUCUUCAGCGAACAGUCGACUUCCCGGGCGAGCACUGUGCUCCCCCAGGUCGAAUUCAUCCCCCAACUCGUCAAGCGUUUGCAAGAGAGUCCAGAGGAGGUGAUCAAGGAAUUCGAGGAGAUCCGCAAACAUGUUACCGAUCCCGCUGGAAUUCGCUUCUCUGUGUCCGGAAAUGUCUUUGACAUUCCCAAGCCGAGGAGCACCUGGGCCAAGUACUUCUCUAAACUGCAUCCCGUCGAACUCGCCCCUGUCCCAAUGGCAUCGGAAACCCUGAGUGAAAUUGGCAAUCUUCCAUCCAAGAAGGCUAUUGUCAUGAGCCUUCCAACGAUCGAAAGCGCUUUCGUCUCCCAUACCACCAAGAGCAUUCAAGGGUUCGACCACCCAGAAUACCCUGCUGUACGCCUCGCUGCCGAGGUGCUGAACGCCACAGAAAGUUAUCUCUGGCGGUACAUCCGAGGCUCUGGUCUGGCUUAUGGAGCAUACGUCAGCCUUGAUCCUGAAACAGGACUGUUGACCUUCUCCGUGUACAGGAGCUCCAACUGCAUUGGCGCCUUUGAGGAGGCCAAGAAGGUUAUCAAUGGAUUGGCUGAUGGCACAGUCGAAUUCAACGAUUCCGUGCUCGAUGCAGCAAAGAGUACCAUUGUGUACGGAGUGGCCAGGAAUGUGUCAACGAGUGGGCGCGCAGCCCUCGUCUCGUUCGUUAACCAAGCCCUCAAAGGCCUUCCCCAACGAUACCAGGUUGAUCUUUUGGAGAAAUAUCAGAAGCUCACCAAAGAAGAUGUUCUGGCCGCAUUGAAGAAAUACUACCUGCCGCUGUUCAAUUCUGAGAGUUCAGUGGCAGUCGUCGUCACUGCACCAGCCAAAGCAGAAGCUAUCGCCGAGUCAUUGAAGAGUGAAGGCUUCGAGGUUACGCAACGCUCGCUGGAGGCGGAUCCUUCCGAGAUGGAGGACGGUUCUGAGGAGUCAGAGAGUGGCGACGAGAGCGACUCUAGUAGGUAG
Molecule: messenger RNA, 3135 nt
Organism: Coprinopsis cinerea okayama7#130
Lineage: Eukaryota; Fungi; Basidiomycota; Agaricomycetes; Agaricales; Psathyrellaceae
Product: cytoplasmic protein
Exons: 21
Coding region: 1-3135 (1044 amino acids)
Molecular function (GO): metal ion binding
Source: RefSeq, a predicted model, not a curated record